UCCAACACAAUGUUUUUACAACAACCAGCCCACACAUUGGUUCUCUCUAAAAACAAAACAACCAUGACGAUGCGUGUCCUUUGCUUUUUAGUGUUCCUGGCUGCAAUGCAAGGAACAACAGAAGCAGUGGAAUACAGUUUCAGCAACAACGCGCUCUCAACCCCCGGUGGCGUGCGUUUCCGUGACGAAAUAGGAGAAGAAUACGCGAAGCAAACGCUGGAAUCAGCCAGCCAAUUCAUAUGGGGGAUCUUCCAGCAAAACGGUCCUGGUGAUAGAAAAAGCGUGGAGAAGGUGAGCUUAUUCGUGGAUGACAUGGACGGGGUUGCGUAUACUUCGAACAAUGAGAUUCAUGUGAGUGGAAGGUACGUAAAUGGGUAUAGUGGGGAUGUGAGAAUAGAAAUCACAGGGGUGUUAUACCAUGAAAUGGUUCAUGUUUGGCAGUGGGAUGGGAAUGGUGAGGGUCCCGGUGGAUUAAUUGAAGGAAUUGCAGACUAUGUAAGGCUGAAGGCAAACUAUGCACCUAGUCACUGGAGAAAAGCAGGGGAGGGGCAAAAAUGGGACCAGGGUUAUGAUGUUACUGCUCGUUUUCUUGACUAUUGUGAGAGUCUGAAAAGUGGGUUUGUGGCACAACUGAACCAGAAGAUGAAAACUGCUUAUAGUGAUCAAUUCUUUGUUGAUCUAUUGGGAAAGUCAGUGGAUCAGCUUUGGAAAGAUUAUAAGGAUAAGUAUGGGAAUCUACCCUAGUUCCACGUCUCUUUAACAACUUUUUUUUUCGACAAUUUUUUAUAACGUAUACGUGACAGUUUGUGAUUGGUCCGUUUCAAAUAUUAUUUUAGAAUAAAUUUAAACAGACCAAUAAAAUUGUAACACGUAUCCUGUUAUCAAAAAAUUGUUAAAAAAUAAUUGUUAAAAUAUCAUUGUCCCCUUAAAAAAUAAGCGACUCUCUCCAUCAUUUUCUAUCUUCACUUGUAACUUACAUAUUGCAAUCGAUUCUCAGGAGAAUAAACAUUUACGAGAUAUAAAUCAUUAUCAGCUAUUCUAUCCUUGAUU
Molecule: messenger RNA, 1050 nt
Organism: Vigna radiata var. radiata (mung bean)
Lineage: Eukaryota; Viridiplantae; Streptophyta; Magnoliopsida; Fabales; Fabaceae
Exons: 1
Coding region: 10-744 (244 amino acids)
Source: RefSeq, a predicted model, not a curated record